AGAUUAUUUUUGGGGCAAUUCCUAGUCGAUGGUAGUGGUAAGUGGAGUGAGAACACUUUCGGUUGCUUCGUCCUAGUUUUGAUUCUGAAUAAGGAUCGAAGAAAAUGAGAGGAUUGUCCCUCUUUCGCAAAACCCCAUUCUCAUUGCCACUUCGUACUAUCUCUUUGGCUUUGUUCUGCACUUCCAACUCCAACACGAAGGUCAACAUAUUCGAUCGCCAACUCAAACGCAAACACCGCGAUCGAGCUGCGUGGUUGAUGCCUUCUCACGACCCUUUGCUGCACACUGUCGCCGAUAACCUCUUGGACCGUUUGCAGGACUGCAAGAAGACUUUUCCAACGGCGUUGUGUUUGGGAGGCUCAUUGCAAACCAUCACGCGCUCAAUUCGCGAUCGCGGUGCCAUAGAGAAGCUUAUUGUGAUGGAUGCUUCCUUUGAUAUGCUUCAAGCUUGUAAGAAUGCCUCAAACAAUCAUGACAUUGAGACAGUGUAUCUCGUUGGUGAUGAAGAAUUUUUACCCAUCAAAGAAAGCUCUGUGGAUUUGGUUAUUAGUUGCUUGGGGCUACACUGGACUAAUGAUUUGCCGGGAGCAAUGAUACAGUCUAGAUUGGCGUUAAAGCCCGAUGGCUUAUUUUUAGCAGCUAUUCUUGGUGGAGAAACAUUAAAGGAGCUCAGAAUAGCUUGUACGCUGGCGCAAAUGGAGCGUGAAGGAGGGAUCAGUCCCCGAGUAUCACCUUUGGCACAGGUUCGAGAUGCUGGAAAUCUUUUGACCAGGGCAGGCUUCACCCUUCCAGGUGUUGAUGUUGAUGAGUAUAUAGUUAAAUAUGAAAGUGCUCUGGAGCUUAUAGAACAUCUUCGUGCAAUGGGUGAAACAAAUGCUCUUUCUCAAAUGAACAGUAUCCUAAAGAAGGAUACAGCCUUAGCAACUGCUGCUAUAUAUGAUUCAAUGUUUUCUGCAGAAGAUGGCACUGUACCUGCUACUUUCCAGGUUAUAUACAUGACGGGGUGGAGGGAACAUCCUUCUCAACAGAAAGCAAAAAGAAGGGGAUCAGCCACUAUAUCUUUCAAGGAUAUUCAGAAUCACUUUGGAAGCCAGAGUUGAUUGUUCCUUCCCCUUGAUUUUGAGGCCAUUAUAUGCGUGAGUACUCUUAAGUUGUUACCGUACCCAUAUCUGCUGUAGGUGCUUGUUGGGUACCAUGGUACGUAGCUAACAGUUUUUAUUCCCCUUCAAAUUUCACUUUGGCUACUUCUUGGUCAAGCAUGGGAAUGGGUCGGUAUCACUCAAGAAUUACGUCAUGUAAAAUUCCCAAUUUUGCUACCAAAUUGUUUGCUUUGAAACUAAAUGAGACAAUUUGUUAUCCAUCUUUUGAUGUUUUAUGAACUUUUAUUCUGAAUUUAGAGUUUGAACAUUAUGAAAUUUUAUUUUCC
Abrus precatorius (Indian licorice) is the source of this 1426-nucleotide messenger RNA. Its product is annotated as putative methyltransferase At1g22800, mitochondrial. Gene Ontology annotation, cellular component: mitochondrion. Bases 105 to 1100 code for a protein of 331 amino acids. NCBI's taxonomy places the organism in Eukaryota, Viridiplantae, Streptophyta, Magnoliopsida, Fabales, Fabaceae. Gene Ontology annotation, biological process: mitochondrial respiratory chain complex I assembly. The record is from RefSeq and is a predicted model, not a curated record. Gene Ontology annotation, molecular function: S-adenosylmethionine-dependent methyltransferase activity. The transcript is spliced from 10 exons.